UAUAUUUUCCUCUUAUAAUCGCAGUAGCUUCUAUUGGUCUGAUUCUCUACCCAAAACACAAGCAGUAGUUGCAUAUAGCGUUGGAUCAGAUUUAGGAAUCAAGAUGGACAAGAGUAUGAUUGGAGAUUUGGAUUCGCUACCUGAAGCAGAUAAGCUUAAAAUGGCCGCCAUGAUUGACCAGCUCCAAAUCCGUGACAGCUUGAGAAUGUACAAUUCCCUGGUUGAAAGAUGUUUCACGGAUUGUGUAGACACUUUCAAACGCAAAACUUUGGACAAACAGGAGGAGACCUGUGUCAGGCGAUGUGCUGAGAAGUUCUUGAAGCAUUCUAUGCGUGUGGGUAUGAGAUUUGCAGAGCUUAACCAAGGCGCACCAACACCAGAUUAAAAUGCUUCUAGUUUAUGCCUGCAAUUCAACUCCUCAUUACCGUAGGCAUUGUCUAUUGUGGGUUACUUAAGUAAGGAAAAGGAGGUGGAAGUUCCAUGCAUAUCCUUCGUUUUUGGAUCAACAGCUUUCCUCGUCAGAUCAAUUAGUAUACUGUACUUUUACUUCUCAAUCCCAAAAUAUUUCGAGUGAAAAAUAUUAGAAACUUGAACAGUAGAACUGGACUAGAUUGCAGGUCAUUUGCUGUUACCAUAGCAUUCUUUUUUGGCAGCAUUCAGGAAAAUAAUGUGGUAUUCAAUUUAGUCAAGAAUGCAGUUAUGUUGCCUUUUUCGCUGUUUAUGCUAUUUAAUGAACUUGAAGUUGAUAGAGCUCAA
Messenger RNA from Nicotiana attenuata, 756 nucleotides. RefSeq names its product mitochondrial import inner membrane translocase subunit Tim9. Lineage: Eukaryota; Viridiplantae; Streptophyta; Magnoliopsida; Solanales; Solanaceae. The record is from RefSeq and is a predicted model, not a curated record. Bases 104 to 385 code for a protein of 93 amino acids. The transcript is spliced from 2 exons.